CCGGGAGACCUCCACCAACGUUUCACUUCACUGUUCCUCGCGCUGCAAAAAGGGAGGACUGGGGCUUUUAAUAAAUCCGUCAAACUGUUCUGCUCACAGUUUCCUGCCUCAGGUGCCCCAGCACAUGACUCUAAAAGUACUUGAGGUCUCCAUGCCCUCCCGUUCAUAGCGACAGCCCGGUGCGACAAUGACCAUCCAUGUAGAGGGGCUUGUGGCUAUCGCGCUCUUCUAUAUGCUCAUCCUGUUCGUGGGCAUCUGGGCGGCAUGGAAGAACAAACACUCCGGGGAGGCGGAGGGCACCGACCGCAGCGAAACCAUCAUGGUCGGAGGGAGAGACAUUGGAUUAUUUGUCGGAGGUUUUACUAUGACAGCGACCUGGGUUGGAGGCGGAUACAUCAAUGGCACAGCUGAAUAUGUGUAUUUACCUGAUUAUGGUUUGGCUUGGGCGCAAGCUCCCUUUGGAUACGCCCUCAGUCUUGUCGUGGGUGGUCUUUUCUUCGCUAAGCCCAUGCGCUCACGAGGUUACGUCACCAUGUUGGACCCAUUCCAGCAGCUGUAUGGAAAACGCAUGGGUGGCCUCCUCUUCAUACCUGCACUGAUGGGAGAGAUCUUCUGGUCCGCUGCCAUCUUGUCUGCUCUGGGUGCGACUCUGAGCGUCAUUGUGGACAUCAACAUUAAGAUGUCCGUGGUUAUCUCAGCUCUUAUUGCAAUCUUCUACACGCUGGUUGGAGGACUUUACUCUGUGGCCUACACUGACGUUGUGCAGCUCUUCUGUAUCUUCAUCGGCCUGUGGAUCAGUGUCCCCUUUGCCUUGACCAACCAGGCCGUGUCAGACAUCACUGUGACUGCAGUGAAGCACGUGUACCAGUCGCCCUGGAGAGGCAGCAUCGACAAGGGCGACACCUGGGUCUGGAUUGACAACAUCUGCCUCCUGAUGCUGGGAGGAAUACCCUGGCAGGUGUACUUCCAGAGAGUCCUCUCAGCCUCAUCAGCCACCUACGCUCAAGUCCUCUCCUUCCUGGCUGCCUUCGGGUGCCUCGUCAUGGCUGUUCCCUCUGUGCUCAUCGGGGCCAUCGGGGCCUCCACAGACUGGAACCAGACCUCGUAUGGUGCCAUUCCUCCGAAAGACAAGGACCAAGCCGACAUGAUUCUUCCCAUUGUGCUGCAACACCUUUGCCCGCCAUUCGUCUCUUUCUUUGGCCUGGGCGCCGUGUCUGCUGCUGUCAUGUCAUCUGCCGACUCCUCCAUCCUUUCCGCAAGCUCCAUGUUUGCGAGAAACAUCUACCAGCUUGCAUUUAGACAAUCGGCGUCUGACCGUGAGAUCGUAUGGGUGAUGCGUAUCACCAUCUUUGUAUUUGGUGGCCUUGCCACUUUGAUGGCGCUGGUAACCGGGACAGUUUAUGGCCUCUGGUACCUGAGCUCGGACCUGGUUUACGUGAUCAUUUUCCCCCAGCUGAUCAGUGUCCUCUUUGUCAAAGGCACCAACACGUACGGCUCGGUGGCUGCCUACCUGUUCGGAAUGUUUUUACGAAUCGGCGGAGGUGAACCCUACCUGCAGCUGCCUCCUUUCAUUUACUACCCCGGCUGGACCACUGAGCAGAGGAAGCACCACAUUACUGGAGACAUGGAGGAAGUGAUUGUCCAGAAGUUCCCCUUUAAGACUGUCUCCAUGCUCGCCUCUUUUCUUGGUAACGUUGCUGUCUCCUACCUGGCAAAGUACCUGUUUGAGAGCGGGAAGAUUUCACACAAGUACGACUUUCUAGACGCGGUGGUGUCUAAACACAGUGGAGAAAUUAUGGAUAAGACCACACUUGUAACUCGUGGCAACAACAUCGGGCUGUCAGAGAUGGCACCCGUUAAACCGCGGCUGAGCGUGACCUUGGCGGCAGCCUUCACACGCCGUGACACGCUGGCAAAAGAAACAGUGGAAGAGGAGGAGGAGUCAAGCCCUGACUCCUCCCACCAUGAUGAUGAAUGACAAACUGAGGAUGGGAUUUAAAAACACAGAGACAUGAUGGGAACUGCCAGAUAACUGGUUACUCUGUCAUAUAUACUGGAACAAAACAAAGACUAACAGACGACAGGGGACAAUGCCCCUGGAACUAUGUUACCACCACAUGCCGCUUUGUGGUGAUUGGAUAAAUUCCACAUGUCUGGAUAUAUAGUGUAGCAGCUUGCUGGUCGUCUGGACAUAAACUUGUCUUUCAGUGAAGUUCUUCCAACCAUACAUUUAAUCAUAUAAAACUUAUAGAUAGUUGGGUGUAUCAUAUUCACCUUUUUUGAACUGGUUUGGAGAUUUACUUGGUUUGACUGGUUUCAUUUUCUCCUCCAUUCACCUUGUUUGCGCGGAAGCCAUUUCUCUCGCCGUCACUCUCAACGGGAGGAACUCAAAUGCCGCCAUCAUGUUGUACAGCUGUGUUUAGGUUCUCAAGAUGUUUUAACAUUUAGAGCAUUCCACUGCUUCCUGACUAAUCAGCAACUUACAAAUGAUGACAGUGAUGGUGAAAAUCUGUCGUGAUAUUGGGACCUAUUUCAUGGUCAACAACUUAUGAUAUAACAAAAUAGCUACUGCCAGACAACACCUAUUGAUAGCAUGCAACCCCUUUUUUUUGGUAAAAUUACCGUUAGCUAAAAAUGAAUGCCUGUCCUGUCACAUUUUGUAAGACUAAGGUACUAGGUACCGGCUAACAGUUAAGUUAGCAAGUACGUGGCUUAAGCUUAUGUUAAUUGUUGUACGAUACGAUACGCUUUAUUGUCCUCUUGAGGAAAUUUGUCUUGGAAUCAAAGCGCUGGCAAACAUUCAGCUGC
This is a messenger RNA of Labrus bergylta (ballan wrasse), 2808 nucleotides long. It is a transcript of the gene slc5a7a, whose product is annotated as solute carrier family 5 member 7a. Gene Ontology annotation, molecular function: choline:sodium symporter activity. The record is from RefSeq and is a predicted model, not a curated record. Gene Ontology annotation, biological process: synaptic transmission, cholinergic; transmembrane transport; neuromuscular synaptic transmission. Gene Ontology annotation, cellular component: perikaryon; axon; plasma membrane. NCBI's taxonomy places the organism in Eukaryota, Metazoa, Chordata, Actinopteri, Labriformes, Labridae.